This is a messenger RNA of Trichoplusia ni (cabbage looper), 3627 nucleotides long. RefSeq lists its product as uncharacterized. The record is from RefSeq and is a predicted model, not a curated record. The coding region runs from base 1066 to 3330 and encodes 754 amino acids. Lineage: Eukaryota; Metazoa; Arthropoda; Insecta; Lepidoptera; Noctuidae. Gene Ontology annotation, molecular function: calcium ion binding. The transcript has 4 exons.
AGAAAAUGUAUUCAGACACAAAACUUACAUUCUCGCUGACCUACUGUCGUAGGGUUAUUCCAAAAAUCCGCUGCAGGAAGGAAAAGUAAGUUUAAAAAGAAACUCCAGAAGUCACACGCCUGUUACAACCGACACUAGUAUGCAGGUUUCGGUUUUAUUGACUUUUCUGAUUGAAAAGUAGUCCUUUAUCGAUUAAGGACUCCGGUUGGGUUGACAUCAUGACAUGAUGACUCAUGACAUCAUGAGUAUGGUUGGGUCAGAAACUAGUUGGAAAAUCCUGAUUCAUAUGCGUAAACUCUUUGGAUCAUAUAAACAUGUAUAAAAUCCCGAGUAUUUGUUAUGCUUUUCGGUUCACUGCUAAUUUGGCUUGUUGUCAACUCUUGACUCAACAAGUCUUUGUUUACUCAUUUGAUUUAAUUAAGACCAUAUUUUGGGGCUUUCCUUUUACGUCUUCUCAUUUUCAUUUUUUAGUUUGAAAUGACUUAAAAUGAUAAUCUAAACUAUAUCUGAAGUUCACACCAAAUGAUACAUACCAAAACGUAAAAAGGCUCUUAUAAUUUAUAUCAUAACACAAAAACUUCUAGAUAUCUGCCUUUUUUGCUUAGCUCCCCAGACGAUGCUAUAAUUAUGUUUUGCUUUAUACUACAAGGCAUUGAUUACACCUCAACGUUUCUGCCACGAAUCGGGACCCUGGUCAAUUAAUUGGUUUCAAUCAAAUAGUUAAUCACUCAAUUCACCCUAUUGAGGUCCACUGCUAGAGAUAGGCCUCUCCCAAAUUACGCCUCAACACCCGGUCUUAGCCACCCACCUCUUGUAGGUCAUCGGUCCAUCGUGCUUGGGCGUCAGCCCUACGUUUAUCGGUAUAAAAAGAUCUUAUAGUGUGCAAUGUUAUAAGACAUAAAGGUUGACUUAAUUUUUCAUUUAACAUGCAGGUUUUAUUCUAUUCUCAGCCAAUCUUUGGCCCUCUGACUGGCUAUAAAUAAAAUAAAUAUCAAAACCCAUUCAAAUUUUGCGCCUGUCUGUCAGUUACCAUAUUUUAUAGGCGAUUUUUGUGGGAUAGUGAACAUGCAUUCUUGGUUCGUACUAAUAUUAUUUGGAAGCCUACUUGCGCAGAUCCUGAGCAGACCACAACAAGCAGAGUAUAAUAACGACAGUGAUGUCGAUGAAAAUGAAGAAGAAGAAGAAAAUGAACAAUCGCCCGAAGAUUUUCUUGCCGACGAUGAAGACUCGCGUCUUAUAGAACAGGAGCCAGGAGUCCAAGAAGAUGAAGUACCGCGAAGUAGGCAUUUGUUAGACUUAACAGAAAGCAGGUAUUUGCAACGAAACGCUGAUGACGAUCACUUAGCUCGGAGCAAAACUAAAAAUCUUUCAGAUUCAAAAAACAACAGGAAUAGAGAAAUACGAGAGGAGAACGCUUGUCCCGCUAACUUUAACGACCAGCCGCGAGCCCUCCCCCGUCGACGACAAUCAAAUAGAUACAUUGAAGCAAAUGACGAUCAACAAGAAGCAAAUCAACACUUAACAAAUCGUGAUGUUAACAAAUCAAACCGCAUUGUGCAAAACCAAGGAGACAGUCUACUCAAUAAAAGAACUGCAGAUUUUGAAGGUACAUCCAACGAAGAAGGUGACAUGUUGUUCGAAAAAAAUAGAGACCAAAUAAGCAAGGUAGAUAAAAGCGAGUAUAAUAACAACGACGCUCCAGAUCCUAGUGAACAAUCGCGAUACUUUAAGCAGUAUUAUAACGCCAUGCAAGCAGAUAAUCGAGACAUGGCAGAAGAAAAGUCCCAUGACGCGCACUAUAACCAAAGAGAUAGGCGUGAGGCUAAAGAUGCUAGUGCCCAAACCGAAACGCCUAAUGUCUCAAGCAACCAAGGAAGUAAGGAGAACAACGACAAAACAGACACCGAAGACGAAGAAUCAGCCAUAAAAAGGCACAUAAAGAAGUUAUCUGGAGAUGAAUUAGACCAGCUUCUUAGUUCUUUAACUGAUGAAAAGAGAGAGCUUCUGAAAAAAAUUAUAGACGACGUUGAUGCCACCGAUAAUGGUUUUAUUAAUAAACGAGAAAUCACAAAAAAAGCUGGAGCAGUUGAAGAGAAUAAUUACAAUGAAAACAGUCAAUCUGAUAUCAGCAAAGUUCAAGGUGGCAGUCCAGUUGUAGAUGUAAAUACUGAGGCAUCAGUAUCGCAAAAUACUGAGACCACAGAGAUCAGUAAAGCAUCGGAGGGACAAGCGGAAAACAAUGAAACUGCUAAAACAGCCGAAACCAGUUCCAGCUCUGUUAAUAAAGUAGAACUAACAAGUAACAACGAUGAUUCCAUACAGAAGAAAACCGAGAGUAAUUUGAAUACAUUUGCUGUAAAUUUGGAUCCAAAAAAUCAAGGUGAAAUCGUGGCUAAUGUACAAGUUGCAACUAAAACAGAAACCAAAAGAGAGACUAAUUUAGACGACUUGGACGAUUCGCAACUUGACACUAAGAUGAUAGAAAAUGAAUUAAGUUUACAAAAUGCGCAGGAUUAUCUUAACGACCAGGGAUAUUUUUGUUCUCAGGACGAAACCUUAUCCAAAUUAAUAGAUGAUGAAACUCAAACUCACGACGAGGCUAAAGCUUAUAAACGAGAAGCCAACUCGGACAAGCAGCCGGAUUUAUCUGAUUCUAUUAAAUCACUAGAGGAAUCUUUUCCUAAUUCAAAUACAUACGACGAUGCAGUGCCAUAUUCUGGACCCUUAGUUAGGGUUAAGCGAAAAAACUCGGACAGAGUGAUAAAAAAACGAGGAGCUGCUCUUAUGCCCGAUACAAAAGUGGCGUUCUUUCCAUACAAGGCAGAAAAUGAGGACGAAGACAACGACGAAGGUAAUGAAUUUGAUGACGAAGGUUUUUACGAUCGCACCUCUAACUUUGCUAACAGUAAUAAAGGUGUUGAAGAGGAUAUCGCCAAUUCUGAAAAUUCUCCCGAGAAUAAAAACAUGGAGAAUGUCAAAGGGCAAGAUAAUUUAGAAGGAGAAAGUAGUCUUGGAUCAGACACUGACAACGUGCUAUCUGGAGUUGAAGGCGCUGACGAUAAUCUUAUGUACAGCAGCGGCGUGCGCAACAGACGUACCGCGGAAGACAACUCUAGCGGUCCAGCAGAUGUCAAAUCGGAACGAUCAACGUCUUUAGUGAAAGAUGAAAAAGUGGCGUCAGAAAACUUCUACAACGCUCCGCACUACCAAGAGAACGAUUCAUUUGGACCACUACCGCGGAGCUACGACGGAGAUUUAGCCAGAUAUAAAAGAAUAAGGAGGGUGAAACAGUCGCACAAUGCUCAAGACAUAAACUCCUCUGAUGGUUAAACAAGUUUCUAAUAACUAUGUUACAUAAUUUUUAAGUAUUUUAAAUUAUGUUUGCAUUAAAUACAUUAGUUUGUAUCUAAUUUUAAUUUACACUAUUUUAUAUUGUUUAUAAGAAUGCUGUAUAUAGGUUAAUUUAAAAUUAGUUCUUUUGUCUUGAGGUUUUAACGAAAUUCUCGUGUUUCAUGUUUUAUUGUCAACUUUCAAUUAUGUUUUCGGCUGCGCGUUUACGGAUGAAAACAAGUCAUGUAUAAAUUAUUUAUAAUAUUACACUUUGGUUAACUAAUUUUAAAUAACCGU